UCAGCACCUGAUACUGACUCUGCUCAUAUCUGGUUUCUAGGGCAAUUUAACAACAUUAUGGAUUUGUAAUGCAUUUAGACAUUAAAGAAAAACUGCCUAUGUCCAAAGCAUGUAUGAAAGAAAAUAAUAAGCCCACCAUGAAGAGAUAUGUAUCAUCUAAAAUCAUGAUACGAAAAUUGUGUAAGCAUUAUGAUUUUUCUGCUUCAGACAGCUGAGGUGGCACUAGCUAAUCUCAAGAACAAAUAUGAAAAUGAAAAAGCAAUGGUGACUGAAACUAUGACGAAACUUAGAAAUGAAUUGAAGGCUUUGAAAGAAGAUGCAGCAACUUUCUCAUCCCUGAGAGCAAUGUUUGCAACAAGAUGUGAUGAAUAUGUCAUACAGUUGGAUGAGAUGCAGAGACAGUUAGCAGCCGCAGAGGAUGAGAAGAAGACUCUAAACACUUUGUUACGAAUGGCCAUUCAGCAAAAACUCGCCCUGACCCAGCGACUGGAGGACUUAGAGUUUGAUCAUGAGCAGUCUCGACGCAGCAAAGGCAAACUUGGAAAGAGCAAGAUCGGCAGCCCUAAAGUAAGUGGGGAGGCAUCAGUCACCGUGUCCACCAUAGACACUUACCUCCUGCAUAGUCAGGGCCCACAGACACCCACCAUUCGGGUCAGCAGUGGCACUCAGAGGAAAAGGUAUGCAUGCAGCGAUCUUCAUAGUGUGGUGCAGUGGCCAGAUUUUAGUUAACUGCAAAAAUUAAUGUGUUCUUAUUGUGGAGGAUGGAGGAGGGGAAGGAAAAGGGAAAAAAUGGGAGCUGGGAGACCUUGCUAAUGUUGAUCUUUGCAGAUCAAAACCUUUUGAGAAGUGUGUUUAUAUAUUGUCCCCAUCCCACCUCUUGAUUCACCAUAAAAUAAUUUUCAAGUGCCUGUCAACAUUUUUUGCUGCUCUUUCUAUGCAUAAA
Messenger RNA from Loxodonta africana (African savanna elephant), 943 nucleotides. Its product is annotated as protein bicaudal D homolog 1-like. The coding region runs from base 190 to 729 and encodes 179 amino acids. The transcript is spliced from 2 exons. The record is from RefSeq and is a predicted model, not a curated record. Gene Ontology annotation, molecular function: cytoskeletal adaptor activity; dynein complex binding; dynein intermediate chain binding. Gene Ontology annotation, biological process: positive regulation of receptor-mediated endocytosis. Lineage: Eukaryota; Metazoa; Chordata; Mammalia; Proboscidea; Elephantidae.